AUGUCGCGGCACGGGCGACACGGAGGCGGUCUGUCUCCUCUCCCAGAGACGAAGGUGUAUGUGGGUAACUUGGGCACCGGGGCUGGGAAGGGUGAGCUGGAGCGGGUGUUCAGUUUCUACGGGCCGCUGAGGACUGUGUGGAUCGCUCGCAACCCACCGGGAUUCGCCUUCGUGGAGUUUGAGGAUCCCAGAGACGCUGAGGACGCCGUCAGGGGUCUGGAUGGAAAAAUCCCACAGCAGCAGCACGUGCUGAUUACUGGAGUCAACAACAUUAGGAGUGCAGUGAAAGUACAUCAAAUCAUUCGGGAUAUGAGAAGACAAAACCCAUAUGACCGGGGCACGAGCAGCCACACCCCUUCGCUGAGGCUCCUCCCACUGCUACUUAACUAUUCAUAGCCCCUCCCCCAACCCAAACCAGAUGAGAGAUGCAAUCCAUGUAAAUUCGGCUAGCAAUUUGUGGCUUGGCUUUUGAUAACGAGAGCAUCGAGACCUCGGCAGAAAAAGCGCCUUGCACACUUCCAUCAAGUCUCAAUCAAGCGAUUUGGCUGUCAGUGCGGUCAUCGUUAGAAAUCCAAGAGAAUGACUAGAUGCAGAGGUCGGCUGAGGAUAGAUACUUCUAGAUCGUCUAAAUCUGCUAGACCUCGGUUCCAAAGAGGGUCGACCUGCAAAGUUGCAAGGUUUAUUUCAAGUACCAAUUAAUGUGUCUCUCUGUAUAUCAUUGCCUGAACUCAAAGCAGUCGUAGUGUUUAAUGCUGUUAACUUUUAUAAUAUCUGUUGGAUGCUUUAGAGAGUUCCAGGGCUGGGCGAUAUAACACUCCGUCAUGUUCACAGAUUUCAUGUAGUUAUAG
This is a messenger RNA of Carassius auratus (goldfish), 848 nucleotides long. Its product is annotated as serine/arginine-rich splicing factor 7-like. The record is from RefSeq and is a predicted model, not a curated record. The transcript has 3 exons. Lineage: Eukaryota; Metazoa; Chordata; Actinopteri; Cypriniformes; Cyprinidae. Gene Ontology annotation, molecular function: RNA binding. The coding region runs from base 1 to 396 and encodes 131 amino acids.